Melitaea cinxia (Glanville fritillary) is the source of this 1248-nucleotide messenger RNA. Its product is annotated as fidgetin-like protein 1. The transcript has 8 exons. The record is from RefSeq and is a predicted model, not a curated record. Lineage: Eukaryota; Metazoa; Arthropoda; Insecta; Lepidoptera; Nymphalidae. The annotation marks the transcript as partial. Gene Ontology annotation, molecular function: ATP binding; microtubule severing ATPase activity; ATP hydrolysis activity.
AUAAGACCGAAAAAAGUUAUUUCUGUACCUAAAAAUGUAACAGACACUUCACAAAAAGUAUUUGAUGUAGAAACGGAAAGGACUUGUGUAAACACUGACGUUGAAAUGGAAGAUGAGGACAAAGCACACAAGAGUAAAGUAGCUAAAAUCACAUUUAAAACUGCUAAGGAAACGUUACUUGCGUCGAAUCCAGCUGCCAGACGUACUUUGGGUGCUUCAAGGAAGGCUCAAGCUAAAUUUGUGUCUCCAAUGCUUGGUGCUCAAGAAAAACAAGAAGUCAAUGAACCUGCAGUAACAGACGAAAGAUUGAAACACAUUGAUCCUAAAAUGAUCGAGCUGAUUGAGAGUGAAAUUAUUGACAAGGGAGCUCCAAUUUGCUGGGAGGACAUAGCUGGUCUGCAGGAAGCCAAGAAUGUGAUCCAGGAGGCUGUGGUGUGGCCACUGUUACGACCAGAUAUCUUCACUGGCCUGCGACGACCACCACGUGGUGUCCUUCUAUUUGGUCCACCAGGCACUGGGAAGACUUUGAUUGGCAAGUGCGUGGCGGCGCAAUGCCGAGCAACAUUCUUCAGUAUCUCUGCUUCAUCAUUGACAUCCAAGUGGAUCGGAGACGGAGAGAAGAUGGUGCGCGCGCUGUUUGCAGUUGCGCGCUGCCACCAGCCGGCGGUGAUAUUCAUAGACGAGAUCGACUCUCUGCUGAGCCAGCGCGGCGAGGGCGAGCACGAGGCCAGCCGCCGCCUCAAGACCGAGUUCCUGGUGCAGCUGGACGGCGCCGCCACCAGCGAAGACGAUCGCAUACUAAUAAUCGGUGCCACGAACCGACCUCAGGAGCUGGACGAAGCCGCGAGACGGCGACUAGUUAAACGACUGUACAUUCCAUUGCCGGAUGUCGAAGCGCGGACGCAAAUAAUCUGCAACCUGCUGCGGCACGAGGCGCACGCGCUGUCGGGCGCGCAGGCGGCGGAGUGCGCGCGCCUCACGGCCGGCUACUCGGGCGCCGACAUGCGGGCGCUGUGCGCGGAGGCCGCCAUGGGGCCCCUGCGCGCGCUGCCGCUGGACCAGAUCGCCACCGUCGACACUGCGCACGUGCGUCCAGUAAAUAUGCAAGACUUCAAAAUGGCACUUCAAAGAGUUCGACCCAGUGUCUCGCAGGACGAUCUCACUCAAUACAUUAAAUGGAACAACACUUACGGUCACGGAUCUUAAUUUUAUUCAAUACUUUUUUAUAAAUAAAUAUAAUUUUGUUAA